Messenger RNA from Coccinella septempunctata (seven-spotted ladybird), 898 nucleotides. RefSeq lists its product as uncharacterized. NCBI's taxonomy places the organism in Eukaryota, Metazoa, Arthropoda, Insecta, Coleoptera, Coccinellidae. The record is from RefSeq and is a predicted model, not a curated record. The coding region runs from base 224 to 727 and encodes 167 amino acids. The transcript has 2 exons.
AGGUUAACUGUAAAUGUCAGGGUGACAGUUUUUUCAAUACGUGAAUUUUUCAAAAAUUUUCUGAAAUGUGUCUAAACCAAAGGGUUAAUGCAAUAUUAGCAUGUUUCUACUGCUAAAUGAAAGUUUUCGAAUUAUAUUUUUAUAUCCUUUGGAUAUCAUGAUGUCAUUAGUACAGUAAUUAACUGCAUUUAUUCAGGUUAUGUUGAACUAACUUCUUUCGAACAUGGAUUUGAAUAAAAGAGCUGAAGAAUACUUCAGUUCCAUGAAUUCUAUCGCCUCCCGAAUUUAUAAUGACAUAAAUCAAACUAAAGCAGCUUACGAGGAUUUAUGGAAUACCCUUAGUCCUGAUGAACAAGAACAAAUAUUGAAUGAAAGUAUUAUUAAGCCUGAAGUACAAAUAAAAUAUAAUUACCAAGAUGAAGGAGGAUUCAAAAAAAGCCAAGAAUAUUCUUCUAAAAUUAUUAUUGAUGAAAAUAACUGUUCUUAUCGAGAUGAACAUUCAGCUCCUUUCAGUUUUAAAACACGCAGUCAAAGAGAUUUGUCCAUACUCACUUCUAAAGAUACCAAGAUGAAGAAGCCUAAUAGAGUCGUCAAUAUUCCUAGGAAACCUGCAGUGAAGGAAAUAGAACCAGUCAAGCAGAAAAUUGACUUGGAAGAAGUGGAAACAGAUAAUUCUUCAAACGAUUUAUUACCAAAAACAGGACUGGACUUUUUAGAUAACUGGUAAUGCCUUGAAACAAAGCCAAAGAUGAUUGUACUGCUCAUAAUCUAUUUAUAAUAAUGUAGUUUCAAUAUGCACAAGGGAUAUUUUGUAUCUGAUAUGAUCAUGUAUUUAUUUGAUUUGUAUGUGUUUUUAUAUAUAAAAUAUAAAAAUAAUAAAGUUUUUGUAAGCAUUUAA